Molecule: messenger RNA, 3030 nt
Organism: Capronia coronata CBS 617.96
Lineage: Eukaryota; Fungi; Ascomycota; Eurotiomycetes; Chaetothyriales; Herpotrichiellaceae
Exons: 1
Coding region: 1-3030 (1009 amino acids)
Biological process (GO): mitotic spindle assembly; astral microtubule depolymerization
Cellular component (GO): cytoplasmic microtubule; mitotic spindle; spindle microtubule
Molecular function (GO): microtubule binding
Source: RefSeq, a predicted model, not a curated record
AUGCUCGGCAGGACCUAUGUUGAUGUGCUCAACUUCCUGCACUACGAGCUCACUCUUCCGGAGACCGAGGAAAGCUGGAAAAAGCGCCAAGACCUCCUCGCAGAACUCUCCGCAUUCUUCGACAACCGUAAAGACGGCAGUGUCUUGCCCAAAGACUUCAUCGAACGCGUCAAGGUCAUCCUGCCGGACAUUGUCACGGCGGCCUUGUCUGAGCGUACCACCCUCUCUUCUCAAGCUUGCCGAGUCGUCACCAAUGUCGCAAAGCACCUGGAGUCCCAAAUCCAGCCUCAACUGGAUAUGCUCCUUUCGCAGCUCAUCGUCCACUGCGGUUCCACCAAAGGCGUAAAUCAGAAAAACGCCAACGAUGCAGUCAUCACCAUUUGCAAGCAUGCCGGCUACAGUCCGCGCCUCUUCUACCAUGUCUGCUCCGCAUUCAGAGACAGACGCAUCCCUCCUCGCACCUAUGCCCCAGAGUGGCUCCGAAUCCUUCUUGCAACGUACCGCACCCAAAUGGACAGGGAGAAAGAUGGCGAAGCGGCCCGCAAAGCCAUAUACCAGGGUCUCACCGAUGGACAGGUCAAAGUCCGCGAGAACAGUCGCGCUGUCUACUGGGAGUACGCGACGUACGAUGUUCAGGGUGCUCGCAUGAUCAUGGGUGGACUCAAUCCCCAUGCACAAGCUGCUCUCCGUGAAGACCCUCACAACCCGGACAAAUCUGCUGCAAAGGCUGCCAGAGUACCACGCCCAGACUCAGCCCUCGCCUCCAUCAAAGCACAAAAUAAACAACGCCUGCAACAGCGCCGUGGCUUCACACCGGCCUCAGUCAAACCAGACGACUUUGUCUUUGGCUCCAUGGAAGACCUUGAUGCCCUCACAUACAAGAAGUCCGCACAGCAUGCUGCCGCUGAGCCUUCCAAACAAGAGAGACACGCCGAGGAACAUCCUCACGCCAGUCAUCAGAGCGAGUCGGCAGGCAGCUCUCGUCAAGGCAUCUCAAGCCACUCUCGCACAACCACUUCCAAAGCGCCCAAGGACACCAGGCUUGACACGACGAAAGACUUCAAGGCAUCAAGCCCUCAAGUCGAUGCACGCCCUUUGCUCUCGGCGCCAGUCAGACGAGGUCGCAUCGUCGCCACCCCCAUGUCCAAUGCAGCACAACGCCCUGGAUCUCGUGGAGAAACUACCAAGAAACCCACCGAAGUCAAGGAGCGGCCACUGCCAGAAAAACCAACUGGCCGCCAUACUCCAGUCUCACUCACUGAGAAGGAGGCCAUGACCUCCACUAUCAGUCGACAUCGCAAGACUGCAAGCCGUCAUGACGCCGUCAGAGCCGAUGAAAAGGAUCUCCCUGUCGCCAGCGGUCUGCAAAGUCUCAAACGAAGCGGUCGUCAGACACCUGUUAUCAUUGAGGACAAGGAACCAUCGACAACUCCAACGACCCAGUCAAUCAAAAAGGCUGACCGACCGCUGCCUAUGGUCACUGAAGCCAGGGAGCUACCUGCUCUUCCAACGAUUCCUCCCCCAAAGAAGGUUGAUCGAACGGUCCCCAUCAUCGCCGAGGAUGAGACUGAGCCAACUUCUGCUACAAUCAAGCCCACUGAUGUCCUCACCACGUCGGAGCUAAGCACAGAAUCACCCGCUCUGCCAGUGAUCCUCCCUCUCCGAUCAGUCACUGCGUUUCCCCACGAGAAUCAAAGCACGAUUCCGUCUGUUGAACGCAGCCAUGAGAAAGGGACCAGCCGUCAACAUGUUGCCGAUGGGAAAGAAAACACCUACAUUAUCCCAGCUCCCAGAAAGAGAUCGCCCGCCACCUCACCGCGUCGUUCUCCCAACCGUUCUUCCAACCGUUCGCCACAACGAUCUCCACGUCGUGCUAGUAUCGCGGCCUCCGCGAAGAGAUCACUUGCCACAGCCGUGGACUAUCUCCGUCAGGGCAAUUUUGACGCUAUGGGCUACCGCAGGCUUAGAAAGCUGAUUGAAAAUCACCCUGGAGUCUUGAUCACCAGCCAAACACAGUUCAAUGAUGUGUUCGAAAUCUUGAUUGGCAAAUUGACGUCUCUUGAUGAACUCAUCGAACCCCGGGAAAGAAGACUUGAGAGCCUCAGCCACCCGGCCUACACCAGACACACCAUUCUCCUCAUCCUAUUCAUCCUGUUCCGGCAAUAUCCACAAUGGCCGGAACCGCACCCUGGCAUGACCCUGUCCGCGCUCAUCGUCGCCAGAUGCAAUCACAGCUCUGGCUAUGUCUCAGUCUUACGAGCAAUCGACGACUCCGCAGCAACCCUAUGUGCCCACACAGAAGACCUUCUUCCUUCUAUCGAUGCAGUCCUCGAUACCCUAGAACAGAUCGAAUAUAUCAUUACCACGCAUGAUCCUAUUAUUACACCUACAUCCAACACCACUGUUAUCUGUACCAGCCUGCAGAGUCUCGCAUCGGACUUUGGACCUGAGCGUCCGCGUUUCUCCAACCGACUCCCUAUCAUUCUGGCUUUCGGGGUGAGAAUUCUCUGCAGCCUCCUGGAGCGCCUUGCUUCCGAAGGACAGAGCCUCUAUACCAUUCAAGAAGACCGACUGGCUUCAUUCGCGGAACACCUUCUCGCCACCUACAAAUCCCUCAUCAAGAGAUAUGUGAUGGAGUAUUGCACCGCCCUCCAUGCUGUCAUCAAACCUGAAAAGCGGUUCUAUCAGUACUUCAGCGACGAGUCUGACAGGAACCUCAUCCACUACUAUGUUGCUGGAGCUUCCGGCAUGGUCUAUGGAAGCCUGGGCAACACCGGUCGGAUCGUCAUGCCAGAAGACGACGACAUCAUCAUGGAAGACUACAUGGAACCCGAGCCAUCCACCUUCAAUCCCGGGUCGGACAUGUCGGCGGACUUCAAGCUUCUACAACAUGCUGCAAAGGACACUGCCAUUGUACCAGCGCGAAAAAGCCCCACUGUCCAACAAGUCACUGUCGGGAGCAGUCAAGUUGCCGCUUCGGAUGAUUCGGGCAACUGGCAGAUCCUUGGAAGGACAGUCGACGACGCAUAG